AUGUCCCAACCUCCCUGUGACUGCCCAAACACAACAGUUUACAAUCCGAACAGCACCUAUAGAGCCAACGUCAACUUCCUACUCUCCACUCUCACCUCUAACGCCACCGUUGCCACCGGUUUUUACAACUGCACUGCCGGCCGUGACCCACCAAACAUAGCCUACGGCCUCUUUCUCUGCCGCGGCGAUGUCACACCAAAUGAUUGUCAACAGUCUAGAUCAAUCGUUUGGUACGACAAAUGUUUGUUACGUUUCUCAAACCAACCUAUCGUCCUCCUUUCCGAACAAAACAUCAUGAUAACUUCUUCUAAUCCUGAAACCAUUACGGAUCAAGUAGAGAAGUUUAAGCAGUUGUUGGGAGAGAUGAUGAAUGAGAUAGCCACCGAGGCUUCAAAUGAUCAAUCGGGCAAGAAGUUUGGUACCAAACAAGCCAACUUCACGGCACUGCAAAACCUGUAUGGACUUGUGCAAUGCACACCUGAUUUAACGGGUUCUGAUUGCAAUAUUUGCCUUCAAGAUGCAAUCUCAACUCUCACAAGUUGCUGUGAUAGGAAGAGGGGCGAGAGUUUUGUUUCCAAGCG
Messenger RNA from Ilex paraguariensis (yerba mate), 581 nucleotides. The record is from the annotation of a GenBank genome assembly. Lineage: Eukaryota; Viridiplantae; Streptophyta; Magnoliopsida; Aquifoliales; Aquifoliaceae.